CUAUCUUUUGUAGAAAGAUUCUUAAAUAUCCCCUUGUCCCGGGACUCCAGAGAGAGCGUUGUUUAAUUAAUAGCUACACCUGCUGGCAAAUCGAUGUUACUGGACUGCUGCCAUCCGUGGCCUGCAUUGUUCUGUUCUGAAAAAGGUUGUCUCUGCCGCAGAUACAGAUAUUAAGUAUAGCAAGUAUAUUAAUUUGCAUUUACCAAAUUGUUGUUUUCAAAGCUUUUUGGGGUGGAGGGAUUAGGAAUUGGUUUUAGAAUCACCAACUUAAAACCUUCAUUUUUUUUUUUGUAAUUGAAUUUACACAGCAAAUCGAAAACAAACAAACACACAAAAGGAACUAAGAAAAUGGUUCUCUUGUUGCUAGGGGCAGUGUAAACAAUGCGAACCAUGUGCAUGAGCGUGAUGGGAUUGUAGUUUUUAGGAUGUUUUCUGUCCUGCAAUUUAAUACUAUUUGUACUACAACUCCUAGAAUUCAACGCGUAUCACUGAUAAUACCUGAUGUUCUGAUGAGAAGGGUUUACUGAGUUUAGGAAAUUUAACGAUGUAAUUGCCCACUUCGUAGAAAUUUUGUUUUGUUUUACAUAAUGAGUAGAUUUUGUUUUUCUAUUUGGGACUUCUGGAAACAUAUAAAGGACGUUCAGAGUCAGUAAGAAUUAGAGCAUAGAGCGAUACAGUAAGGAGGUCGAAGUGCAAUUCUGUGUCUAGCUACGUUUACAUCUACAGUACUCUGGUUUUUAAUUCUUAUUUUACGACAGGAAUUAAAAUUUAGGUAAAAUAAUUUAGCCAGGAGAAUAAUCACAGAGUCACGCCAGUCGACAGGGUGGCAGAGGGUGAUGUAGUAAUGCCAGCAUGCUCAGAAACUUGGGCUGAGGAUGUUGCGGCUGUGCAUCAGGAGAGCCAAUCUAUCAGUCUGCAAGAGACACUGGCAGCAGGCCUGGAGCCCACAGCACAUACAACUUUUUCAGGAAGUGUUACUGAAGCCACAGUAAUCCAGGAAGAACACGAGCAGCCUGCCAGCUGUACAGAGACUAAAUCUGGGAAGUUUCCUGUGAUUGAGAAAAUAAAUCAAACUGCUUGCAUUGACAAUUUGCAGCAUGGAAAUGGACCUGCAGGGCUAGUCAAUGAUGCAGUGCAGGAAGACGUUCGCUGCUUCAUAACAGAGGCCGCAGGUGAAGGUUACCAGAGUCUUGCCAGCAGUUGUAACAGUGAAGUUGAUCUGUAUCGAGGUGCUGAGGAGAUAGAAGAGGAUCUGCUGGAGAAAAAUGGAGCUAAAUGUGUAGAUGAUUUUAUGGAUAAGUGCAGCAUCUCUCCAGAAGUGGACAUUUUGAUAUACAGUGAAAGUGAGUGGAGAGGGAACACUGCCAAAAGCGCACAGAUUAAAAAGGCAUAUGAAGAAGUUCAUAAAAGUUUCAGUGGGCUUCGGAGAGUGCGAGGAGAUAAUUACUGUGCACUGCGGGCAACACUUUUCCAGGCAUUGAUCCAGAGUAAGGAAGUGCCAGCCUGGCUUCAGAGAGAAGACUUUAUCCAGCUGCCUGAAAAGUUAGCCUCCUGUUAUGACUGGCUCAAGCAGUGGAGGGUUACACAAGAGUAUACAAAUGGAAAUUUGAUGGAAUUGCUAAAAGGACACGUGCAACUUCUAAAGAAAAAGUGGUUGGCUGUUGUGGAAUCCUCCAGUGCAGAAGAGAGACAAGCCGUGUGUGAUGAGAUCUUCAGGAAUGAAGAGGAGGAGUACAGUUUGCUGGAGGCUGUGAAAUUGCUGAUGUUGAAUAGUGCUAUUGAACUAUACAAAGACAUGCAGCAGGAGAAGGAUGUGCCCAUUUUCUGCUGGCUCUUGUUUGCUCGGGACAGUUCUGAUACACCCUGCUCAUUCCUCGGCAACCACCUCAAUCAGGUGGGCUUCAGCGGUGGACUCGAGCAGGUGGAGAUGUUCCUCCUGGGUUACGCUCUGGAACUGACAAUUCAUGUUUACAGGCUUUACAAAUUUGAAACUGAUGAGUUUAUCACAUUUUACCCUGAUGAUCACAAGGAACAUUGGCCAGCUGUGUGUCUCAUCACAGAGGAUGACAGACACUACAAUGUCCCGGUCCAAAAGCAAGACACAACAAGGUUAUAGCUCUCGGCCUUCACUAAUUUCAUUGCACUUUCACAUAUAGUGAAGGAGUCAAUCUAGCAUGGCUUUAGCUGCAUUGCAGUUAAUAAUAAAAAGGAGACAAGGUGCGUGUGUUGAAACAGGAAAAGAUUUGGAGCUUGGAGAUUUGGCCCGCGUUUUCGCUAUAUAGUUGCCUGCUAACUGUUUUUUUUAGUCAUUUUCAUCAUCAGAUUUCUUGACUGGGUGCUUUUAACAUCCCCUGCAGGAAUAUAAUGGAGGCCCCUGUAUGUGACAUUUACAUUUCAGAGAACCUCUUAUACACUUGUAAUUAGACUUUAUAAAGAUGUUCUUGAGCACCAGUAUCAGAAGAUGGGGAUAUAAAGAUGUACAGACAGACAGGAUCAGUGUACAAAUGGUACAUGCGUUUUACUUGUUACAGCCAGUUGUAGUUAAACUUCGAUUACAAAGGUUAUAUCUUCAGAACCGCUCUGACACUUUUUUUUUUUUUUUUUAAACUUGUCUGCUUGUUACAAGAAGAUACUUUGCAUACUAUAAAUAUAUAUUUUUCAUGGUAGUGGUUACUCAUUUGUUAAUGUAAUGAUACCUUUAAACUCUGUGUCCCUUUCCAUUUUUUUUGUAUGCAUAGCCCUUUUAAGAAAUUCUCUUCUAUGUCUAGUGCAUGUAGGUCAUGAUGAUCUGCUUUUUCGUGAUGUUGAUAACUCUAAUUUUGUAUUUACAAUCAUAGCAGGGAUGGUGUAUGUUGCUGAUAUUUUUUUGUUUUUAGUGAUGCUUAGAAAUGUGUAUUUCACUAUAGUGGAGCCCCCAUGUUCUGUAGCUGUUUGGACUUCUAGUUAUAGCAAAGCAUGUUAAGACCUGCACACUAUCUGUAAUUAUAUA
This is a messenger RNA of Polyodon spathula (Mississippi paddlefish), 2989 nucleotides long. Its product is annotated as ubiquitin thioesterase otulin-like. Gene Ontology annotation, molecular function: cysteine-type deubiquitinase activity. The record is from RefSeq and is a predicted model, not a curated record. Bases 845 to 2116 code for a protein of 423 amino acids. Gene Ontology annotation, biological process: protein linear deubiquitination. Lineage: Eukaryota; Metazoa; Chordata; Actinopteri; Acipenseriformes; Polyodontidae. Gene Ontology annotation, cellular component: cytoplasm. The transcript is spliced from 9 exons.